This is a messenger RNA of Aspergillus chevalieri, 783 nucleotides long. RefSeq lists its product as uncharacterized. The record is from RefSeq and is a predicted model, not a curated record. Lineage: Eukaryota; Fungi; Ascomycota; Eurotiomycetes; Eurotiales; Aspergillaceae. The coding region runs from base 1 to 783 and encodes 260 amino acids. The transcript is spliced from 3 exons.
AUGGCUGACUCUCUCUCUAUCGCCACGUGUGCCAUCUACGCCGUCCUGUUUUUUCCGGUUUUGUAUCUGCUUGUCAGACAUGCACGCUUUGGCUUGGCUGGAUGGCUUUUGUUGUUGAUCUUCUGUAUCAUCCGGAUUGUUGGUGGUGCUUUGGAGAUAAGCCAUACUGGCACUGCUGCCGGCAUUAUCUCCAGCGUGGGACUUUCGCCUCUGCUGUUGGCAACGAAUGGCAUCCUGCAUGAAUCGAGAAUAUACCACAUCCGCACUGUAGGCUGGAAAGUCCCUGCAAUCUUCGAAUUCCUCGUGCAUGGUCUGGUGGCUGCUGGGGUCGUCCUUACGGCCAUUGGGUCCUCAAAACUCCAGAGCCUUGACGGGUCAAUCGACAGUGCUGAGAAGAUGGUCAAGGUGGGUAUUGCUCUCUUGACUGCUGCAUGGGGGAUACUGGUUGUGCUGGCUGGACUGUCUUUUGCCGCGUCACGGACAAAUUAUGAUGCCAUCGUCCGCGCAGGGACAAUUCUGCUCUACUCCGCCUGUCUCGCCCUCAUCUUCAGCGGUAUCCGCGUCCUCUACACUCUUGUCGUUCUGUGCACACAGAAGGGAUCUUUCAUCCUGGAUUACGAUACCCUUGCACUCCGCGUUGUGCUCAGCUUCCUGCCCGAGGUGAUCGCGGUGAUCAUCUACAUCUGCGCAGGUAUUAUGACCCAGUCGGCAGCGAGCAAGCUGGCUAAUUAUGAGCCGGAAGAUUUGUCGGGGCGGAGACAUUUUACUACGUCUCGUGCGUGA